AUGCGUAUCGUCCGCGCCCUCGCCACAUUCGCCGCGCAACCGCGAGGCACGCGUCGCCUGCUCUCGGUCCGGUUUGCGUCCGAUUUCGUGAGCCGGAGCGCGCGCCCCGGAGCCGUCGCGGAUGCCGAGGUCCUCGCUGAUCUCAAGAACCCGGUCAUUCUCGACGUCCGAGAUCCCGCGGAGGUCGAGGCCGGCAAGGGCGGCCCGCCCGCGAAGAUCGAGGGUGCCGUCAACGUACCGCUCAACAUGGACGGCGUCAAGCAGAGCGAGCGCCCGACAACGCAGGAAGAGUUCCUCAAGAAGAUCAAUGAAGUCGUCGUGGCGCUGCCCAAGGACCGCCCGAUCAUCACGCAUUGCGGCUCGGGCGGCCGCGGCGGCAAGGCGGCCGAGCACCUCUGCGACGCGGGCUUCGAAGCCUACAACGGCGGCGGUCCCGCGCACAUCGCGGCGGCGCGCGUGUACGAGAUGACUGAGUCGGGGGAACUUCCUCCGUACACGCCGCCGAUGCCGUAAGACGACGACGACGCGACUGCGCGGCGGCUUGUGGCUAUUCGGUCUAGCUCUAAGAAGUCAUAA
Molecule: messenger RNA, 576 nt
Organism: Pelagomonas calceolata
Lineage: Eukaryota; Pelagophyceae; Pelagomonadales; Pelagomonadaceae
Source: the annotation of a GenBank genome assembly